Molecule: messenger RNA, 7119 nt
Organism: Pan troglodytes (chimpanzee)
Lineage: Eukaryota; Metazoa; Chordata; Mammalia; Primates; Hominidae
Gene: ABCB11
Product: ATP binding cassette subfamily B member 11
Exons: 28
Coding region: 137-4102 (1321 amino acids)
Biological process (GO): oligopeptide export from mitochondrion
Cellular component (GO): mitochondrial inner membrane
Molecular function (GO): ATP hydrolysis activity; ABC-type oligopeptide transporter activity; ATP binding
Source: RefSeq, a predicted model, not a curated record
CAGUGCUUUAGAAUGAUGAAAACCGAGGUUGGAAAAGGUUGUGAAACCUUUUAACUCUCCACAGUGGAGUCCAUUAUUUCCUCUGGCUUCCUCAAAUUCAUGUUCACAGGGUCGUUGGCUGUGGAUUGCAAUUACCAUGUCUGACUCAGUAAUUCUUCGAAGUAUAAAGAAAUUUGGAGAGGAGAAUGAUGGUUUUGAGUCAGAUAAAUCAUAUAAUAAUGAUAAGAAAUCAAGGUUACAAGAGGAGAAGAAAGGUGAUGGCGUUAGAGUUGGCUUCUUUCAAUUGUUUCGGUUUUCUUCACCAACUGACAUUUGGCUGAUGUUUGUGGGAAGUUUGUGUGCAUUUCUCCAUGGAAUAGCCCAGCCAGGCGUGCUACUCAUUUUUGGCACAAUGACAGAUGUUUUUAUUGACUACGACGUUGAGUUACAAGAACUCCAGAUUCCAGGAAAAGCAUGUGUGAAUAACACCAUUGUAUGGACUAACAGUUCCCUCAACCAGAACAUGACAAAUGGAACACGUUGUGGGUUGCUGAACAUUGAGAGUGAAAUGAUCAAAUUUGCCACUUACUAUGCUGGAAUUGCUGUCGCAGUACUUAUCACAGGAUAUAUUCAAAUAUGCUUUUGGGUCAUUGCCGCAGCUCAUCAGAUACAGAAAAUGAGAAAAUUUUACUUUAGGAGAAUAAUGAGAAUGGAAAUAGGGUGGUUUGACUGCAAUUCAGUGGGGGAGCUGAAUACAAGAUUCUCUGAUGAUAUUAAUAAAAUCAAUGAUGCCAUAGCUGACCAAAUGGCCCUUUUCAUUCAGCGCAUGACCUCGACCAUCUGUGGUUUCCUGUUGGGAUUUUUCAGGGGUUGGAAACUGACCUUGGUUAUUAUUUCUGUCAGCCCUCUCAUUGGGAUUGGAGCAGCCACCAUUGGUCUGAGUGUGUCCAAGUUUACGGACUAUGAGCUGAAGGCCUAUGCCAAAGCAGGGGUGGUGGCUGAUGAAGUCAUUUCAUCAAUGAGAACAGUGGCUGCUUUUGGUGGUGAGAAAAGAGAGGUUGAAAGGUAUGAGAAAAAUCUUGUGUUUGCCCAGCGUUGGGGAAUUAGAAAAGGGAUAGUGAUGGGAUUCUUUACUGGAUUCGUGUGGUGUCUCAUCUUUUUGUGUUAUGCACUGGCCUUCUGGUAUGGUUCCACACUUGUCCUGGAUGAAGGAGAGUAUACACCAGGAACCCUCGUCCAGAUUUUCCUCAGUGUCAUAGUAGGCGCUUUAAAUCUUGGCAAUGCCUCUCCUUGUUUGGAAGCCUUUGCAACUGGACGUGCAGCAGCCACCAGCAUUUUUGAGACAAUAGACAGGAAACCCAUCAUUGACUGCAUGUCAGAAGAUGGUUACAAGUUGGAUCGAAUCAAGGGUGAAAUUGAAUUCCAUAAUGUGACCUUCCACUAUCCUUCCAGACCAGAGGUGAAGAUUCUCAAUGACCUCAAUAUGGUCAUUAAACCAGGGGAAAUGACAGCUCUGGUAGGACCCAGUGGAGCUGGCAAAAGUACAGCACUGCAACUCAUUCAGCGAUUCUAUGACCCCUGUGAAGGAAUGGUGACCGUGGAUGGCCAUGACAUUCGCUCUCUUAACAUUCAGUGGCUUAGAGAUCAGAUUGGGAUAGUGGAGCAAGAGCCAGUUCUGUUCUCCACCACCAUUGCAGAAAAUAUUCGCUAUGGCAGAGAAGAUGCAACAAUGGAAGACAUAGUCCAAGCUGCCAAGGAGGCCAAUGCCUACAACUUCAUCAUGGACCUGCCACAGCAAUUUGACACCCUUGUUGGAGAAGGAGGAGGCCAGAUGAGUGGUGGCCAGAAACAAAGGGUAGCCAUCGCCAGAGCCCUCAUCCGAAAUCCCAAGAUUCUGCUUUUGGACAUGGCCACCUCAGCUCUGGACAAUGAGAGUGAAGCCAUGGUGCAAGAAGCGCUGAGUAAGAUUCAGCAUGGGCACACAAUUAUUUCAGUUGCUCAUCGCUUGUCUACGGUCAGAGCUGCAGAUACCAUCAUUGGUUUUGAACAUGGCACUGCAGUGGAAAGAGGGACCCAUGAAGAAUUACUGGAAAGGAAAGGUGUUUACUUCACUCUAGUGACUUUGCAAAGCCAGGGAAAUCAAGCUCUUAAUGAAGAGGACAUAAAGGAUGCAACUGAAGAUCACAUGCUUGCGAGGACCUUUAGCAGAGGGAGCUACCAGGAUAGUUUAAGGGCUUCCAUCCGGCAACGCUCCAAGUCUCAGCUUUCUUACCUGGUGCACGAACCUCCAUUAGCUGUUGUAGAUCAUAAGUCUACUUAUGAAGAAGAUAGAAAGGACAAGGACAUUCCUGUGCAGGAAGAAGUUGAACCUGCCCCAGUUAGGAGGAUUCUGAAAUUCAAUGCUCCAGAAUGGCCCUACAUGCUGGUAGGGUCUGUGGGUGCAGCUGUGAACGGGACAGUCACACCCUUGUAUGCCUUUUUAUUCAGCCAGAUUCUUGGGACUUUUUCAAUUCCUGAUAAAGAGGAACAAAGGUCACAGAUCAAUGGUGUGUGCCUACUUUUUGUAGCAAUGGGCUGUGUAUCUCUUUUCACCCAAUUUCUACAGGGAUAUGCCUUUGCUAAAUCCGGGGAGCUUCUAACAAAAAGGCUACGUAAAUUUGGUUUCAGGGCAAUGCUGGGGCAAGAUAUUGCCUGGUUUGAUGACCUCAGAAAUAGCCCUGGAGCAUUGACAACAAGACUUGCUACAGAUGCUUCCCAAGUUCAAGGGGCUGCCGGCUCUCAGAUCGGGAUGAUAGUCAAUUCCUUCACUAACGUCACUGUGGCCAUGAUCAUUGCCUUCUCCUUUAGCUGGAAGCUGAGCCUGGUCAUCUUGUGCUUCUUCCCCUUCUUGGCUUUAUCAGGAGCCACACAGACCAGGAUGUUGACAGGAUUUGCCUCUCGAGAUAAGCAGGCCCUGGAGAUGGUGGGACAGAUUACAAAUGAAGCCCUCAGUAACAUCCGCACUGUUGCUGGAAUUGGAAAGGAGAGGCGGUUCAUUGAAGCACUUGAGACUGAGCUGGAGAAGCCCCUCAAGACAGCCAUUCAGAAAGCCAAUAUUUACGGAUUCUGCUUUGCCUUUGCCCAGUGCAUCAUGUUUAUUGCAAAUUCUGCUUCCUACAGAUAUGGAGGUUACUUAAUCCCCAAUGAGGGGCUCCAUUUCAGCUAUGUGUUCAGGGUGAUCUCUGCAGUUGUACUGAGUGCGACAGCUCUUGGAAGAGCCUUCUCUUACACCCCAAGUUAUGCAAAAGCUAAAAUAUCAGCUGCACGCUUUUUUCAACUGCUGGACCGACAACCCCCAAUCAGUGUAUACAAUACUGCAGGUGAAAAAUGGGACAACUUCCAGGGGAAGAUUGAUUUUGUUGAUUGUAAAUUUACAUAUCCUUCUCGACCUGACUCGCAAGUUCUGAAUGGUCUCUCAGUGUCGAUUAGUCCAGGGCAGACACUGGCGUUUGUUGGGAGCAGUGGAUGUGGCAAAAGCACUAGCAUUCAGCUGUUGGAACGUUUCUAUGAUCCUGAUCAAGGGAAGGUGAUGAUAGAUGGUCAUGACAGCAAAAAAGUAAAUGUCCAGUUCCUCCGCUCAAACAUUGGAAUUGUUUCCCAGGAACCAGUGUUGUUUGCCUGCAGCAUAAUGGACAAUAUCAAGUAUGGAGACAACACCAAAGAAAUUCCCAUGGAAAGAGUCAUAGCAGCUGCAAAACAGGCUCAGCUGCAUGAUUUUGUCAUGUCACUCCCAGAGAAAUAUGAAACUAACGUUGGGUCCCAGGGGUCUCAACUCUCUAGAGGGGAGAAACAACGCAUUGCUAUUGCUCGGGCCAUUGUACGAGAUCCUAAAAUCUUGCUACUAGAUGAAGCCACUUCUGCCUUAGACACAGAAAGUGAAAAGACGGUGCAGGUUGCUCUAGACAAAGCCAGAGAGGGUCGGACCUGCAUUGUCAUUGCCCAUCGCUUGUCCACCAUCCAGAACGCGGAUAUCAUUGCUGUCAUGGCACAGGGGGUGGUGAUUGAAAAGGGGACCCAUGAAGAACUGAUGGCCCAAAAAGGAGCCUACUACAAACUAGUCACCACUGGAUCCCCCAUCAGUUGACCCAAUGCAAGAAUCUCAGACACACAUGACGCACCAGUUACAGGGGUUGUUUUUUCUUUAAAGAAGAAUGUUAAUAUUUUACUUUUACAGUCAUUGUCAUACAUCGGAAUCCAAGCUAAUUUCUAAUGGCCUUCCAUAAUAAUUCUGCUUUAGAUGUGUAUGCAGAAAAUGAAAGAAACUAGGGUCCAUGUGAGGGAAAACCCAAUGUCAAGUGGCAGCUCAGCCACCACUCAGUGCUUCUCUGUGCAGGAGCCAGUCCUGAUUAAUAUGUGGGAAUUAGUGAGACAUCAGGGAGUAAGUGACGCUUUGAACUCCUCAGGGGCAGACAACUGUCUUGCAUUUUUGAACCCUCGGUGUACACAGAGGCGGGUCUAUAACAGGCAAUCAACAAACGUUUCUUGAGCUAGACCAAGGUCAAAUUUGAAAAGAACGGAAGAACUGAAGACCAGCAGUGUUUCUUAACUAAAUUUGUCUUUCAAGUGAAACCAGCUUCCUUCAUCUCUACGGCUAAGGAUAGGGAAAGGGUGGAUGCUCUCAGGCUGAGGGAGGCAGAAAGGGAAAGUAUUAGCAUGAGCUUUCCAGUUAGGGCUGUUGAUUUAUGCUUUAACUUCAGAGUGAGUGUAGGGGUGGUGAAGCUACCAUUACUGUGAGAACCUACCAGUGUGGCUGGAGCAGGGACUCUCUCCCAGGCCUUUUACUCCUCAGCACCUCCCUGCAUACUGAUUGUUGUUUUUAGUUUCUGCGAAAUUAUAUUCAUGAAAUGAAAAUAGCGCAUUUUACUUUGCUGUAGUUUCAUAAGGUUUUAUACAAAAAAGCAAGUAAAUAUGGCAGAAAAGCACUCAUUUGCCCCUGCUCCCUCAAAACACCACAGAAUGACAUAGAACUAAAGGCGGCAGGAAUCUACAAGAAUGAAGAAAACACAGUGAUGCCACCUGCAAAAUCUUGGGAGCCAGAAAGCAAAUGGACAAUUGAUAAUAGAGUUACAAGAUGAGAGAAAACAAAAAUGUAACCUGUUAGUUGGGGGAGCCUAGAAACAUCCUGUUUUGUACCACAGACCCCUAGAAAGGUUCAAGAUGUAAAAACACUGGAUCCUUCUGGAAGGAGGAGACAAGGGGACAGAGGGACUGAAGACAGAAGAAUGGACCAAAAGCCGUAUGGAAACAGAAUUGCAGAGCCCCGCCUGCAGCAGGAUGGCUGCCUUUCCCCAGUUCCAGCGAGAAACUGCAUACUCCCCCUCUGAGGCGGCUCACAGGGAGGUUUGCACUUAGAGACACAAGAUGCAGUUGAAGGGGCAGCUAACAUAUAAGAGACAGGGGGAUUGAGUGUAAAGCUGUGUAUGAACAGAAGAACUCCCAACCCCUCUCUUCUGGCAGGAGAUUGAAGAAUGAUUUUCUGGGGAAAUUGGCCAAUCUUAGAAAAGAGGUCGGGCCAGGCGCUGUGGCUCACUCCUGUAAUCCCAGCACUUUGGGAGGCCAAGGCGGGCGGAUCAUGAGGUCGAGAGAUCGAGACCAUCCUAGCUAACAUGGUGAAAGCCCAUCUCUACUAAAAAUACAAAAAAAUUAGCAGGGCGUGGUGGCGGGCGCCUGUAGUCCCAGCUACUCAGGAGGCUGAGGCAGGAGAAUGGCGUGAACCCGGGAGGUGGAGCUUGCAGUGAGCCGAGAUCGCGCCACUGCACUCCAGCCUGGGCGACAGAGCGAAAAAAAAAAAGAAAAAGAAAAGAGGUCAAGGACCCCGUCCUUGGAAUCCUAAGAAAAUUUUCCAGCCGUAUUACCCUUCUAUGAAGCCCACCUAUCAACCAACAAGCACCCACUCGAUCAGAGCUUCCCCAGGCUUUUUGGUGUCUCCUCCUUGCAUGGGAACUGACUUCCAAGGACCACCAGACACUGACGAAGUAUUUUAACAUAUAAAGCAAAAGCAACAAUAGGGCAGCUGGAGAAAGGAAAUUAGAAGUAACAGAGCCAAUGCAGUGAUUAGGAAAACACUAAAAAAAUGGUAAUAAAUGUGUUCAAUGGGUCAAGAGAACAUAUUUCCAUCUAUUUAAAUAAAAACAGGAAUCAAUAAAAGUGAACAUACAAAAAAGAGCUCUUGUCACAGAAAUGAAAACCUUGGGAGCAGGACUGCACCCACGGUUCCCACCAACCUAUCCUGCCAUCAUGUUUUCUCCCUACUCCAGCUUCCUCCCAAGCUCACUCUACGUAGAUGGUUUUUCUUCCCCUAGCCAACAAACGAAAUUCUGCCUAUAAAUUAAGCCGGGACACUAGGAUAUGGAGGUAUAUUAUUUACGUCUCUUUUCCAGUGUUUCCUGGUAUAUAACAGCAAAGAUGGUUUAGCAAGUUAACUGGUCAGGCCAGAAUUCUUGAUGGUUGCCAAGUCAGGAGGCAGACGGUGAAGGAAUGCAUUCUGGUUAUGAAAAAUGGCAAUGACAAGUAAGUUGCAGAGUAAAGAUGCCUUUUAGAGGAAAUUAAGGUUUGCAAUAAAUACACGCUAAUCCUCUAAUUUUGAUGAAAGACUAAAGCUCUUGUUUUGGUUUGCAUUUCAGAGAGCAAGAGCAUAGGCUCUUGUGCUGGGAGGUGGCCAGUUUCCUGGAAAGGAAUUUAUGGAGUCUGAAAGAGGAAUUAGUACAAAUUAUAUUUUCAAAUAAGAUACUUGAAAGUUAUUGAUGACAGGGAAAAGAUUGUCUAAAGAGGGCUUGAAAUUGGGGAAAUAAUUGAGGCUCAGUGACAAAGGAGAAGAUUACAACUUCAAAAAUGAAUAAAUAAAUAACAUUGCAUGUUUAUUUUACAACACCAGGGGGCGAUGAUGUCUACGUUUUUAUCCUGUAUGCUUUAUCGCUGACAAAGAUUUGGUCUCUGCAAUUUUACCUUAUUGUUUCUCAGAUGACCAAGGGGUCGGCUUAAUUUGUUCUGUUUAAACUUAUUGCAAGUCCUUCUGUAAUUUCCUAAUGUUUUCAUAAUGUGUGUUGUGACCAGACUCUCCUCAUAACCCCAGUUAAUAAAAGUUAACAGGAAAAAAAAAAA